This is a messenger RNA of Planococcus citri (citrus mealybug), 2902 nucleotides long. RefSeq names its product colorectal mutant cancer protein-like. The record is from RefSeq and is a predicted model, not a curated record. Gene Ontology annotation, molecular function: calcium ion binding. The coding region runs from base 215 to 2362 and encodes 715 amino acids. NCBI's taxonomy places the organism in Eukaryota, Metazoa, Arthropoda, Insecta, Hemiptera, Pseudococcidae. The transcript is spliced from 14 exons.
UUGCAUCGCAACGAUAAACAGAUGUUUUGUUUUUUAGUUUACGGAAUUGAAAAAUUCGUGAUAAUUAUUUUUAUACGCGAAAGAUAAAUGACAUAAAUGGUGGAAUAUUCACUAAUUAAGAAAGUAGAUUGUAUCUACCAAAGUCGUAGGGACUUCCCCCUUCAAAUGCAACAUAUCUAAAGAAACACUUCCGUUUGUAUUAAGUUAUUACACCAUGGGAGAUAAAGAAGUGGAAGAAUUGUCGAUCUGUAGUGAAGAAACAAAUUCCGUUUGUGAUGAGGAACGAACGCGUAAACUAUUCCAAGCCUGUGAUACAGACGGUGACGGAUACAUCGAUAGCAAUGAUUUAGAGAGCAUCUGUCGGGAACUGAAUUUGGAAAAUUGUAUCGAAGGUCUGAUGCACGAAUUGGGCGCCGAUGACGAUGGCAAGAUCUCAUUUGAGAAAUUUUUAAACCGUAAGAUAGCCUUGCGUCCGGAAAUACAUGCUUUGAAGAAGAAACAUUCUUCUAGAGAUGAUUAUAUUCCUAGUAGUAGCAAUAAUAGUUUAGGUAAACAUGAUUGUUGGGAGUUUGAUAGCGGAGCUCGAGAUCUUAGCCCGGAACCGAGUACUUUGCAACGAUUGAUUGAUACCGCUGGCGGGAGUGCUAAUACUGGAAACUUAUUGCAACUUGCCAAUAAACUUCAUUUAGCUGCAUUAGCUUCUUUAAGAGCUGAAAUCACAGAGUUGAAUACUCGCUUGCAGUCGGUUACUGAAGAACGAGAUAUUUUAGAAAGUGCUUUAAAAAAGUGUCAAGAAAAAUCAGAAAAUUCAGUUAUUCAAAGAUACGAAGAGCAAAUCACCGAAUUGCAUUCCGUAAUUGUAGAGCUUAACAAAAAAUUGGAUUCUCAAAGGACCAGUGUAAUUACCGAAGAAGAGGAUGUUCUUUCAGAUACUGAAUACUAUCAAACCAAUAUGACUGCCCAAUCAAUUGAAAAGACAAAGAAAGAAAAAGCCAUAGAUGAGAAAGAAAAUGAACUGAAACAACUUCAACAUCAUUUAAAUCUUCAAAAAGAAUGUGCCAUUAAAAAAGACACCGAAUUGAGGCAGACAAAAAUGCAACUUAGUUCCGCUUACGACCAAAUAGAGAAAUUGAAGAACAAGCUACGUGAAUCAGAAAACCGAAGAUUAGCCUUGACCAAUUCUCCUGAAUUGCGUAGAAAAGUAUCGUAUACCAAUCAGGUUCGAUCUGAGGCCAGUACACCUGUUUUGAAGGUAGCGGAACGAGUCAGAUUACCAAAAAUGGAUAGAUCAGUAACCGGAUCUGAGAUCAGCAAUCUGGGAAUUUCUCAUACUGAGAUUGCUGAGCAUUUGGUAUCUGGAGUUCAAGCCGAGUGUAACAUUCAAGAACUAUGUCGACAAGACAAAAAACAUUUAGAAAUAGAAGCAGAACGUUUACAUUCGAAAUUAGAACAUUUAAGGGCACAAAAUAAUACUUUGCAGAUAACUUUACACGACAGCAAAGAAAACUGCGAACGCAUGUAUUUAUUAUUGGGGAAAUACGAAUCAAAUGCCAUUGCUUUAAAAUCAUACGCUGACACUUGCGAUGAAAUAAUCAACCAUUAUGAUCAGCUCGUGGCACUUUUACAUAGACAACGUGGAGAAAAUCCACAGAUUACUAAGGAAGAAAAGGACUUGAGAACUGCCAUCGCCACGCUUAAAAAGGAUAAUUCCACAGUUCGUAAUACCGUAGUCGAGUUGGAAAGUUACCAUUGCAACGAAUAUGAAAACAGGCCAAAACCUUCGCCAUAUGAAGCUAAAAAAUUGGAUCUAGAAAUGGCUGUCCUGAUACAGGAUUUAAUGGAAAUGCGCGAAAACAACGCCGAAUUACGAGCCACUGUUUACAUGUUGGAUCGUGAAAGAGAAACACUCGAAUUGAAAAUCGCUGCUUUGCAGUCUCAGUUACAAGCUUACGUUUAUGUAAAAACUGAAGAACAGUUUGACGGCGAUAAAGAAACAAAACUUCAAGAAAGACUGAAAGAAGUCGCCAUGACUUUGGAAAAAGUCAACAAAAACGCCGAUUUACGUCAAAAACAAUCAUUAGAACUUGCCAAUCAGCUAAAAAACACAAACUGCGCUUUAAUGAAAACGCUGGAACGUUGUAAACGUAAAUCUCAGCUCCGUCUUCGUAAACUGGAAACUGAAAUGAUCACUAUGAUGGAUAAACACGCCGCUCAAGUGAAAAGUCUCAAGCAACGAAUCGUGUUCCUCGAAGACUUGAAUAAGGAUAAACUGUCGUGUAAACCACGAGAUGUAUCUGGACCGAUAGACGUCAGUGGCGAAUUCAGCAAACAUAACGAUCUCCAGAAACAGAGUUCUGCCUGAUGUUACCACAUAUUUUAUCAGUAUUUCAAUUAGUACUUAACUGGAUGAGCAUUUUAUUAUUUAGAGGCUAAAAGCCAAGUAUUCUUCGCAUUUAUUUACGUAUAUAACUCUCUUCUUUGAGUAUUGCCGUUAUUUAUUUACCAAAUACUUUUUUUUUUUAGUUGGAAGAGUGUGUGUUUGUGAUUUGUAAGCAGGGGUUGUAAUUUUUUGUAUUUUUCACAAGACAGCUGGUUAUUUUGAAGCCGGUAUCAUUUUUAAAACUAGCUUUAUUUGGACCUCUUCUUGAAUCUCAUAUUAGCUUUAUCGUUUUUAAAUAGUGAUUUCAAUCACUCGUGUUCUAAGCGCGUUUUCCUUUUUAAUUUUAUUUUUUUUUUCGUAGUAUUGUAUUAGUGCUAAUUUGACUUUCCCCUUCUUAUCAUUGUACUUUUAAAGUUUGCAAUAUUAAACAUCAAUAUCAAUUAUUUAUUUGAAUGUAUGUAAUUUCGUCGACAAUGAAAAAAGAAACUUAUCAAUAAAUAUAUUACAACUUGAAUUAUGCUA